This is a messenger RNA of Lampris incognitus (smalleye Pacific opah), 1645 nucleotides long. RefSeq names its product DEAD (Asp-Glu-Ala-Asp) box polypeptide 28 (gene ddx28). Bases 38 to 1645 code for a protein of 535 amino acids. The transcript has a single exon. Lineage: Eukaryota; Metazoa; Chordata; Actinopteri; Lampriformes; Lampridae. Gene Ontology annotation, molecular function: ATP binding; nucleic acid binding. The record is from RefSeq and is a predicted model, not a curated record.
GAAUAUUUACUCUCCGUGGCUUGUGAAAGCUUCGGGCAUGUUUCGUGCCCAUGUGUCCGUUGGUCCAAUUCGUUGUUGCCAGACUCAAACCUCUGAGGGGCCUGUCGUGAUUCGUAUCCCACGUCAUAUGCAGAGGCGGGUUGAAAACGUGAAGCAGAUCCGAGGCAAAAACAAAAUCGGUACCAUCAAGGCUGGCAAGCUCCUUAUCCAGAGCAAGAACCCUCAGCUGAACCAGUCUGCAGGCUACAUACUUGGGAAGUUUGAGCAGCCACACCUCUCCUCUAAAGGAUGGAAGCAUAACAAGUCUUAUGGUGAUUAUUUCGCCAUCAAUAGCACAAAGACUGUAGCACCGUUUGUUACUGAAAACCAACAAGAGGAAAUUGUUGAAGACAGGAAGACUGUGACAUUUCGCGACCUAGACAUCUGCAAGGAGCUGUUGGAGGUUUUGAACAGUAUGAAUAUCAUAUGUCCAACAACGGUGCAACUUUGCACUAUUCCAAAAGUUUUGCAAGGUAAAAACAUUCUUUGUGCUGCUGAAACGGGCAGUGGCAAAACAUUGAGUUAUCUCCUGCCCAUCGUUCAUAGACUGCAGGCCCAAAAGGAAACAGAAGACGAAACUGACGCUGCACAUGUAAUUAGUUCAGUAAUACUUGUGCCCUCCAGGGAACUUGCUGACCAGGUGGCAGCUGUUUCCAGGACGCUGUGUGCCCCAUUUGGUAUACUGACAAAGACUGUGGGUGGUGGGCGAGGUGUGGGCCACAUCAAGAAUGUUUUCAAACAGUUCCCCCCUGAUAUUUUGGUGGCCACCCCUGGUGCUCUUAUAAAGGCCUUAAAGAGAAACUGCCUGGACCUGAGUGAGUUGAGCUUCCUGGUGAUAGAUGAGGCUGACACCAUGUUUGAUCCUAGCUUUUCUGCUAUGUUAGAGAAUAUUCUAUCCUGCAUACAUGUUGCCAGUCAGCCCUCUGAAACACGAGGCCCUGGGCGUAAAGCCCAGCUGCUGAUGAUGGGGGCCACCUUCCCUGGGGGUGUGGGGGAAGUUCUAAGCCAGGUAACCGAUCUUGGUAGCAUUUUCACUAUCAAGAGCAAGAUGCUACAUUUCCUCAUGCCCCAUGUCAAACAGACAUUCCUGAAAGUAAGAGGCGCCGACAAAAUCCUUGAGCUUUACGAAACACUUAAGCUGCACAAACAAGAAAAUCAAGGUACUGGUGUGCUGGUAUUCUGUAACAAGGCGCCAACUGUGAACUGGCUUGGUUACUCUCUGGGAGAAAUGGGGGUGCAACACCUUCGCCUGCAAGGGGCGAUGCCUGCUGCUUUUCGGGCUGGGAUCUAUCACUCCUUCCAGAAGGGUAUGGUGGAUGUUCUUGUCUGCACUGACAUUGCUUCACGUGGCCUGGACACAUCGAGGGUCCGUUUGGUUGUGAACUAUGACUUCCCAGAAUCUCAAACAGACUACAUCCACAGGGCCGGGAGGGUGGGGAGAGCGGGGAGUGUCGAAGGCGGUGAGGUGCUCAGCUUUGUUACCCACACCUGGGAUGUGGAGCUGGUGCAGAAGAUUGAGACUGCUGCUCGGAGAAGAGCUACUCUGCCUGGAAUGGAAUCUGCUAUCCAUGAGCCAAAACCCAAGUCAACUGAGUUGGAAGAGUAG